AUGUCACCAAUAAUGCAAUCGCAAUCACAUACCCGUGCCCUAUUACUGUUGCCACCACCGCCAUCGCUCUCGUCGUUUGCGACUCUGAAGGCAGCCUAUCACUCUCCUCUCUUCACCGUCUUAAAACAGCUUGCGAGAGCUCCCCACAAGGCCCAGGAGCCUACUCUGCUCGAGAUUGCCCUACCCUGUCCGCAUUUGUAUGGCCGUCUGAGCUCGCCUAGGGGACCACUAUAUGAGACUACACAACAGCUAGUGGCCGAUCUUUACAAGUUGAUCACCAUCACUGCGAGCAGAGAGGCAAUCGACACGGAAGAUGCAGAAGGCGUCGAUGCUCGCAUCAUCCUGCUGGCUUACCCAAGAUACGGCCAAAUGACCGCAUCUCUACCAGACUCGAGCCCAGAGCAAGAAAUGCAAGGUCCAGCCAUCGACAUACAUACACUAGCUCGAAAUCCCAGAUCCUGGGAUCUUGUGUAUUCUAUUGAGAGUGAAGAAGGCGAACGACUCCUCAAGAACUUCCUCUCGCUGUCACAGAGUCAGCCGAGAGUCUCGCGCGUUCGUGGUGGUAUAGUGAGUGUUGAGAGAAUGGGCGAGGAAGCUGGCAUCCCUGAACACCCCACCGACCCAGUAAACCAUUUUGCUGUGGCCGUGGGGGGAACCUUCGAUCAUCUCCACAUUGGCCACAAGUUGCUUCUCACCAUGUUUGCAUUCGUGCUGGGGCGGCGAUCCUCGGCGGAUAUGGAUGCCAAGUCAAGCGUACUGACGGUUGGCAUUACUGGUGAUGCUUUGCUGGUGAACAAGAAGUAUGCUGAACAGUUGGAAAGCUGGAAGCGUCGCCAGGAGUCUGUGCAUGACUUUCUCUCCUCUUUGGUCUACUUUGGGCCGCAUGACGAUAAUCGCAUUCAGGUCUUGGAGGUGAAUGAGCCAGGACCGAAUGGACACGCCGUUCACGUCAACUUUCCCUCUGGCCUCAGUAUUCGAUACGUUGAGAUCUGGGACCCCUUUGGGCCCACUAUCACUGACAGAGACAUCACCGCCUUGGUCCUAUCUCUCGAGACUCGGGGUGGAGGCGCAGCAGUAAACAAGAAGCGUGAGGAGCAAGGUUGGGAGCCAUUGGAAGUGUUUGAAGUAGCUGUUCUAGAUGCCAGUGAGGAAGACAGGGUGGACGACACGUUUCAGAGCAAGUUGAGCAGCACAGAGAUUCGGCGAAGACGAAGUGAGGGUAUUCGAGCCAGAUCAUAG
Molecule: messenger RNA, 1239 nt
Organism: Plenodomus lingam JN3
Lineage: Eukaryota; Fungi; Ascomycota; Dothideomycetes; Pleosporales; Leptosphaeriaceae
Biological process (GO): coenzyme A biosynthetic process
Molecular function (GO): dephospho-CoA kinase activity
Source: RefSeq, a predicted model, not a curated record